AACAAAGUUCUGCCUAACAAUUUUGACAUUUACCGACUCACUAAAAUUACAUUUCCCAACACAUUGAUUAGUUAAAAGUAACACACUCACAUAAGAAACGGUCAGCACAAGAAAAGCAAAAACCCUUCUUACAUCUCAGAGUUUUUUAGAUCCAAAACAGCUAAAAAUCCAAAACCUGUCUCUUUCAAAAUUCAACCAAAUUUUAUCCGAUUUCAAGAUUCUCCGUCAAAAUGACGGAGGAAUCGCCGCCGAAGGUAGAGCAUAUAACCGUGUUCCGGCGAUCUCCCCGGCUGAAAUCGGAUUCCGUCGAUGCGAAUAACGGCAAUGUAGGUUCUUCUGGUAAAUCAGAGAGGAGAAAAGGUAAGCGGCUUUCGGUUGCAGAGUUGAGGUUGUUGUCGGAGGGGAAGGAUCGACGACGGUCGCCGAGAUUUUCAGUUGCAUCUGAGUCUGAGGGAAGAGACUCUUCUUUACGUGCUGUUAAGCUGCGAAGAACUAGGUCUUCGAACGGGAAUGAGAACUCACCAUUAGGUCACCAAAAGCACAAAAAAACAAAAGUUAUUUCUACUUCCAUUAAAUUGUCUAAUUCACCGGCGGAACAGCAUUCUCCUGAAAUUGAUGAUAUAAACUGCUCAGCACUGUCUCUGGAGGAAAUCACAUCCACAACCUGGGAUGAAAAUGGCCAAACAAAUUCUGAUUAUUUUGCCAUGUCUAUGUUAAAAAGCAAGCCACCAAAAAAGAAAUUUAAAUCAUCUGCUUCUUUUGUGAAUGGAAGUAUGUAUGAGAAAGGUGUUCCUUCAUUCAUUGGUGAUCCAGUACCUGAUGAUGAAGCUCGCGAAAGAUGGGGAUGGCGUUAUGAAUUGAAGGACAAACAAUGUAAAGAUAAAGUGUUCAAAAUAAAUGAGGAUGAAGAAGACGAGACUAUUAUAAAUGUUAAAUGCCAUUUUGCCCAAGCUAAAGUUGGCAACUGCAUUUUCACUCUUGGUGAUUGUGCAUUAAUAAAAGGUGAAGGAGCGCAAAAACAUAUUGGCAAGAUCGUUGAAUUUUUCCAAACAACUGAUAACAAAGAUUAUUUCCGGGUCCAAUGGUUUUACAGAAUUCAAGAUACAGUUGUCAAAGAUGAAGGUGAUUAUCAUGACAAGAGGCGUUUAUUCUAUUCAUCAAUUAUGAAUGAUAACUUAAUAGAUUCCAUAAUAGAGAAAGCCAAUGUUAGAUAUAUAAAACCUAAGGUUGGUCUGAAGUUGACUUCUAUUUUACCAUCUGACUUCUAUUAUGAUAUGGAAUAUUGUGUUGAUUACUCUACAUUCCGCAAAAUACCAUCAGAGGCAUCUACUAUUACCAAGAGUCUACCUAGUCCCGAGUUGCGCAAGACAGAACUAACAUUACUGGAUCUCUAUUCUGGCUGUGGUGGCAUGUCAACUGGACUUUGCUUAGGUGCCAAAGUAUCAUCAGUUAAUCUUGUCGCGCAAUGGGCUGUUGAUAGUGAUAGAUCUGCAAGUAAAAGCUUGAAACUAAACCAUCCAGAGACACAUGUGAGAAAUGAAUCUGCAGAAGACUUUCUGCAACUAUUGAAGGAGUGGGAGAAGUUAUGCAAACGGUAUAAUGUUGGUGACACAGAAAAGAAAACUCCAUUACGGUCAAGGAACUCAGGAGAAAAAAAGCAAGUGAAUUCUCAUGCUCGUGAUAUUUCUGAUUCUGAUGAUGAUUUUGAAGUAUCUAGGCUAGUUGAUAUAUGCUACGGUGAUCCCGAUAAAACAGGGAAACGUAGUCUAUAUUUGAAGGUGCACUGGAAGGGUUAUGAUGAAAGUGAAGAUACAUGGGAACCAAUUGAGAACUUACGCAAUUGUAAGCAAAGCAUACAGGAUUUUGUAAGAGAGGGGAUGCAAUCAAAACUCUUGCCUCUUCCUGGUGAAGUUGAUGUUGUUUGCGGAGGUCCUCCUUGUCAAGGAAUUAGUGGAUAUAAUCGCUUUAGAAACACGGAAUCACCAUUGGACGAUGAAAGAAAUCAUCAGAUAGUAGUUUUCAUGGACAUAGUGAAAUAUUUGAAGCCUAAGUAUGUUUUAAUGGAGAAUGUGGUUGACAUAUUGAGAUUUGACAAGGGUUCACUUGGAAGAUAUGCUUUAAGCCGUUUGGUACACAUGAAUUACCAAGCAAGAUUGGGAAUUGUUGCAGCUGGGUGUUAUGGUCUUCCACAAUUUCGAUUGCGUGUUUUCAUGUGGGGGGCUCAUCCGGAUGAGGUUCUACCCCAAUUUCCACUGCCAACACAUGAUGUUAUUGUUAGAUACUGGCCUCCGUCCGAGUUUGAGCGCAAUACUGUUGCUUAUGAUGAGGACCAAAAACGAGAAGUAGAGAAAGCUAUUGUUAUUCAAGAUGCCAUCUCUGAUCUUCCUCCUGUCACAAAUUUUGAAACUCGGGACGAGAUGUCAUACCAAAAUCCUCCAGAAACAGAAUUUCAAAGAUAUAUACGGUCAACUAAGAAUGAGAUGACUGGAUCCACAUUAAAAGGAAAAACAGAGAAAAAUCAUUUAUUAUAUGAUCACAGACCCCUCUUUAUGUUUGAAGAUGACUACCUACGCGUUUGUCAAAUUCCCAAACGGAAGGGAGCGAAUUUCCGUGAUCUUCCUGGUCUACUUGUAGGAGCUGACAAUGUGGUUAGGCUGCACCCAACAGAGAAAAUUCCAUUGCUACCAUCUGGAAAGUCAUUGGUCCCAGAUUACUGCUUCAAUUUUGAACAAGGGAGGUCCAAGAGGCCAUUUGGACGGUUAUGGUGGGAUGAGACAGUUCCUACUGCAUUAACCUCCCCAUCUUGUCAUAACCAGAUAGUACUACAUCCAGAGCAGGACCGAAUCCUCACUGUACGAGAAUUUGCUAGGCUGCAAGGAUUUCAUGAUUAUUAUAGAUUUUGCGGGUCUGUGAAAGACAGAUACCGUCAAAUUGGAAAUGCAGUGGCUGUUCCUGUUUCGCGAGCUUUAGGAUAUGCUCUAGGAAUUGCACAUAGAAAGCUUGCUAGUAAUGAGCCACAUAUGAUCCUCCCACCCAAGUUCUCUCUUUCCAAUUAUGUUCAAUUAUCAAGUAAUCAUGUCGGCAACACCGCCACUGUUUUUGAGUCAAAAAAUGUUGGCGACACCGCUGUUUUUGAGUCAAAAUAUGUCCCCGACACUGUCAGUUUUGAGUCAGAAAAUGGUGGUGACACCUCCGUUUUUGAGUCAAAAAAUGCCCCUGACACUGCCAUUUUUGAGUCAGAAAAUGGUGGGGACAAUGCUGUUUUUGAUUCAAAAAAUGUUGGCGACACCGCCCUUUUUGAGUCAAAAAAUGUCCCCGACGCUGUCAUUUUUGAGUCAGAAAAUGGUGGCGAAAAUGUCCCCGACACUGCCAUUUUUGAGUCAAAAAAUGUCCCCGACGCUGUCAUUUUUGAGUCAGAAAAUGGUGGCGACACCGCCGUUUUUGAGUCAAAAAAUGUCCCCGACACUGCCAUUUUUGAGUCAGAAAAUGGUGACGACACUGUCGUUUUUGAGUCAAAAAAUGUUGGCGACACUGCUGUUUUUUGAGUCAGAAAAUGGUGGCGACACCAACUAGCAUAACAUCCAUUCUAUUCUUUUCCGUUGAAUUCAUGAUAAGUGUAGUUGGCAUUUGAUUUUGUUGCUGAGCAGCAAUUUUUUUAAUCUCGUAGGCAUGCCUCAGCUACUCACCAUGUAACUUAAGAUUAAGAUGUAAUAUUAUAUGUAAUAAGUACUUUGUUUAAUAAGUACUUGAAUUUCUGUUGUAAGUUCGAGCAUGUAAGCAUUUAUGUAAGAUUUAAUAUCAAGAAAAAGAAAAGUUUUCCAUCUGAUUGAGGUGGAUGGAAACUCCAUUUACUUUAGAAGAUGAAAUGACAUUCGGUGCUUUUGAUUUGGGAUUUAGCUCGUGGAGAAAAGCAAAAAAGGGAGCAACAAUGGACAAAAUGUGGUGUUUGUAAGUUGUAACCUUUUGAUUUGGGAUUUACCAAGCGUGUGUGUUGACUCAUUCUAAUAAUGUGAAUUUAUAUUUGUACAUUAGUUUUACGAUAUAUGUACACAUAAUCUCUCAAUAUUAAUACAAUUAAUUCAUAGUAUUAUCGUCUUUGA
Trifolium pratense (red clover) is the source of this 4100-nucleotide messenger RNA. Its product is annotated as DNA (cytosine-5)-methyltransferase CMT2. The coding region runs from base 231 to 3545 and encodes 1104 amino acids. The transcript is spliced from 22 exons. Gene Ontology annotation, cellular component: nucleus. Lineage: Eukaryota; Viridiplantae; Streptophyta; Magnoliopsida; Fabales; Fabaceae. The record is from RefSeq and is a predicted model, not a curated record. Gene Ontology annotation, molecular function: chromatin binding; DNA (cytosine-5-)-methyltransferase activity.